AUGUACACGGAUAAUUCGAGCGAAAUCGAUGAGGAAUUCUUCGAUGCAUUAGCGUUGUUGCGUUCGAACGAGGAAGACAGUGCCGAGAAGCUUAGAAAAAUGUUAGAUAAACAGAUCGAAAGAAGAUAUGGUACGAGCAAGACAUUGGCUUUUAGAAUGCCUAAAGAGUUUUUACAAAAGGAAAGGACAAUUUGGAAGACGUAUUCUAGGAAUUCGAUUAAAUUGACAAACGAUAAAAAUCAAGUACAAAAUGAUGAUUCUAAUGAUAAGAAUAACGAUAAAAAUGACAAAUCUGUUGAAAUUGUUGAAGUUAAUUUUAAAAAUACUUAUGAAGAGGAAUAUGAAGAAUUUGAGAAAAUCGACGUACCGAGAAUCUCCAUUCCUGAUGAUAUCUCUAACGAUGGUGCACUUUGCAAGAUAUGCAACGGCACGAAGCUGGGCCCUCUGAUAUUGCUCGAGUGCCAAGAGUGCCAAGAGAUCUAUCAUCCCCUUUGCCAUAAUCCAGCGGUGGUCGAUAUCGACGUCUACGAUCCCAGACUCGUUUGGCGAUGUGGAAAAUGCGCCGAAGUUACGGCCUCCAACUACGGGACUACUUUGGAGGAGGAGGGAAAGGGUGACGUUAAAAAAAUUACAAAUAAUAAAUAUGCGAAAUCGGUUAACGUCGAAAAGAAAAAACGUUGUGUUAAAAUGUACGAACGUGAGAAAGUAUUUAAACGACGUCGUUGAGGGAAACAU
Molecule: messenger RNA, 735 nt
Organism: Vespa mandarinia (Asian giant hornet)
Lineage: Eukaryota; Metazoa; Arthropoda; Insecta; Hymenoptera; Vespidae
Product: integrator complex subunit 12
Source: RefSeq, a predicted model, not a curated record